This is a messenger RNA of Botrytis sinoallii, 1503 nucleotides long. RefSeq lists its product as uncharacterized. Gene Ontology annotation, molecular function: N-acetyltransferase activity. The transcript has 3 exons. The coding region runs from base 1 to 1503 and encodes 500 amino acids. The record is from RefSeq and is a predicted model, not a curated record. NCBI's taxonomy places the organism in Eukaryota, Fungi, Ascomycota, Leotiomycetes, Helotiales, Sclerotiniaceae.
AUGUUCAAGUUUGGUUCACAGAACACUCCAGUUUAUGACAGCGAGAAAAUCAAAAAUUUCCGCAAACUGGGUAAUAAAGAAGCUUACCAACUAGCUCUUCAUACACUAGAUCGCCAUCGCAACAAAUCUAUCACCUGUCGCUACACACCAUCUCCGAACCAUCCAUCCAAUCCCAACCGUCUCAUACGUAUAGCCGAAACCGCUAUCAUCGAAGUACUUCUCCUGCAUCCAAUUCUACAAGCUGGAAUACUUGAUGCAGACUCUAAAAAUCCAGCGUGGAAACAACUACAACACAUUAAUCUGGAUGAACAUUUCACAUGGCGCUUUUUACAAACACCCGAGGAUUUCGAUGAUGUUUCGAGAGAACUCACUCUUGCCGAAAUCGAUAGCAAGUUUCAUGAAAUCGAAGAAAAGCCGGGAUGGAGGAUCGUUGUUUUAUAUCAAGAAAGAGCCAAUUUACUCGAAGUACAUUUUACGUGGAAUCAAGUGUAUGGCGAUGGAAUAAGCGGGAGAAUCUUCCAGGAAGAUUUAUUUCGACGUCUGAAUACGGCGACUCAAUAUGAGGGCAUUGAAGACAACACCACAACAUCUCCCCUCAUUCCACUUCCUCCAACUCCAAUCCUCCCGCCACCAAUCGAAGAACUCUAUAAAUUUCCUCUUACUAAUUGGGCACCCAUCUAUCUCAUCCCAUACUCUACCCAAAAUCGCUCAUUCUCCAUCUCUAAAACCACACUCCACGAUAUCCACCUCGCAUGUCGCAAGAAGAAAGGUACACUUAUCAGUCUUCUGCACGCACUUAUGGCCGUCUCACUAGCGUCACAAUUAGACGAGAACAUAGCAUCUGCAUUUCAAAGUUGUACGACGUUGGAUAUGCGACGAUUGAUAACGUCAAUUUCCUCAAAAUCCAAAUAUUCAGGAUUUAAUGUAGAGAGAAUAAUGGAGAAUUACGAAACGUCAGUUUCUCAUGAAUUCGAUAAGAGGCUUGUAGCUCAGCUACGCGAUAAACUCUCAGGAGAUGGCAAUCAGGAUUUACUUCUACCACCGGGACAGCUGAGACAGAUUUGGAUGAUUGGUGCAGGUAUUUGUGGAGAAACUGAAAGAAAAAUAACGAGGGGUUUGAAAGAUGAUUCUGCAGAAGCAAUGAAGUUUUUAGGAAACUGGCGCCAAAGACUAAAAAACGCUUCUAAGAGACCCAGAAAGUUCUCAUGGUCAAUCACAGAUGCUGGAACCUUCGAGCGGAAUUCGAAAAUCGAUAAUGAGAUACCGUCUGCAGAAUCUGAGCUGGGAGGAAGAGAUGCGUGGAUACUUCAUUGGACGGGGUUUGCAUCGAGUGCGGAUACCACGGGUGCGGCUUUUGCAAUCUCGCUUAUGAGUUUUAAGGCAGCGGGACUAUCUGUGGAUGUUAGUUGGCAGGAUUCUGUCUGUGAUGUUGGAAUGGGAGAGCGUGUUGCGGUUGAUUUGAAGAAGUGGCUUGAGCAGAUUGCGGAAGAAGCGUAUCCAUGA